CACUCCACACUCCACACAGCCACGCUUCGUCUUCCACGGACUAUAGUUCCAUAGCCACAGCUCACAGACGACGCUACCGCGACGAAGGUCAUCUGCGCCUCACGCCCUCCGGCCUCCAACCUCGGCGAGUCGGCGACACUCCGGUGACUCGGUCAGGCAGUCCGCGACUCCACGGUCACUCCCUCACACCUCAGUCUUCACAUCCUCAGCGACUCUGCUUCACUCUCGCUAUAACUCGAACUCUCAAUGCAUGGAAGCCGCACACUGCUAUCUUGACGGCAAUGCGGAUGCAGUAGAAUUCUGUCCACACGAGUCUUUCCACCAUGUCUUGGCGGCCUCCACGUACACGCUGCAGGAGGGAGAUAAUCCGAGUCGUUCCGGUAGCAUAUCCCUCUUUGAUGUCAACGCUGAAGAGGGUCGUCUCGAGUUAUUGCACAGAGUGGAAACACCGGGUAUUUUCGAUAUAAAGUGGAGCCCUGUAGGCCCUUUGCUUGCUCAAGCUGAUGCUGAAGGUUAUGUGCGAAUUCACAGGCUUGAAAGUUCUUCUGACGAAUCAGAGGUCCAAGGGAAUCAUCUGCAAGAGAUCUCUCAUGAUCAUAUCAGUUCCUCUAUGUGCUUGUGCUUAGACUGGAACCCUUCGGCUUCAUCCAUCGCAGUGGGCCUAUCAGAUGGUUCAGUCUCGAUACUUUCACUACACGAGUCUCAACUAAGAACCCAAGAAUGGAAAGCACACGACUUUGAAGUUUGGGCCGCCACCUUUGACAUUCAUCAACCACAACUUGUGUACACCGGCUCAGAUGACUGCAAAUUCAGUUGCUGGGAUUCGCGAGAUGAUCCGUCUAAGUUGGUGUUCCAGAAUACGAAAGUGCACACGAUGGGCGUCUGUUGCAUCACGAAAAACCCAAGCGAUCCUAAUACCUUACUCACGGGUAGCUACGAUGAACAUCUAAGGAUAUGGGAUGUGAGAUCAAUAUCGAGACCUGUAAACGAGAGAUCAAUAUCCUUACACGGUGGAGUUUGGAGAAUCAAGUAUCAUCCCGUUGUACCUCGCAUAGUCUUGACAGCUUGUAUGCACAACGGUUUUGCAGUUGUUAAUGUAAAAGGGGAUGAACCCGAAGUAAUUGAAACAUACAAGAAACACACAUCGCUUGCAUACGGAGCAGACUGGCAAAGAGGGGAAGGAAAAGGGAAGAAUACGGCUAUAGCUACAUGCUCGUUCUAUGACCGGCUCCUUCACAUAUGGAAGCCAGAAGGUAACAUUAUUUAACUGCCCAUAAUUGACUUCUCAAACUCAGAUUUGUUGAAUAUGGGCACUGCAUUUCAGCAUAUACUCACAUCAAGAAUUCAAGAUU
Messenger RNA from Ipomoea nil (Japanese morning glory), 1352 nucleotides. Its product is annotated as diphthine methyltransferase homolog. The coding region runs from base 251 to 1267 and encodes 338 amino acids. Gene Ontology annotation, molecular function: protein binding. The record is from RefSeq and is a predicted model, not a curated record. Lineage: Eukaryota; Viridiplantae; Streptophyta; Magnoliopsida; Solanales; Convolvulaceae. The transcript has 3 exons.